Messenger RNA from Culicoides brevitarsis, 1461 nucleotides. Its product is annotated as protein odr-4 homolog. The record is from RefSeq and is a predicted model, not a curated record. NCBI's taxonomy places the organism in Eukaryota, Metazoa, Arthropoda, Insecta, Diptera, Ceratopogonidae. The transcript is spliced from 3 exons. The coding region runs from base 67 to 1365 and encodes 432 amino acids. Gene Ontology annotation, cellular component: endomembrane system. Gene Ontology annotation, biological process: intracellular protein localization.
ACGACGUCAACAAAUCGCGAAUUUUAAUUUUCCUGUGAGAUUUUUGGCUAAAAAACAAGAGAAAUCAUGGGACGACAAGUGAUUGCAGACGUUUCUCUUGAAACUUACCUCAAAAGUCUUUGCAAAAUGCAGGAAAUUAUCACGGGACUCAUCAUUGGACAGCCUUCAAAGACUUCCAAAGACAACGUCGUGCAUUUCGCUCGAACACCCACAGAAGGGACCAAAAUCGAUUCCUUAUCCCAAGUAGAUGUCUCGGCAUUCGCAAAUCACGUAGCGGACACUCUGAAAAUGCUGCCCGGUGGAAUGUUUAUUCUCGGUGUCUUCGUCGUUGGACCCAAAGAUGUCUUUUCCGACAACGCUGGCGUUCAGAAGUUAAAGUCGUUGAUCGUGAAUUUGCAGCACACUAUUAAAGGCAACAAAGUGUUACUUGGUGACUCGGAUUCCUUCGAUGACGGCGAAAAACUCGUUUUGUGGUACUCAUCCAGCAAUAAUUCCUUCGCUUGUAAGAAUUUCUCGGGAGAUUCGACAAAAGGAGCCCAAUUAAAAGGUGUCGACUUCAAAUUUCAACCGAAAUUGGCUCAGAAUUGGGUGACUUUCGAGACUUUUUAUAAAUUAAACGAACAUUUGGCUAUCGAAGAUGUCGAAAACGCGAGUAACGAGGACGUUUUAAUGUUGCCGUUGAAAUAUUUGAGCGGCGCUUUGGACAAAAGUAAAGUUUUCUUCAACGGAGCGCCGUACGACGCCUCAGAAACGGUCGAAAAAGUGACGAACGACAGUCGAACUGUCCAAGCUCAGGUUUUUAAAAUUUGUGACCCAGUGGAAACGGAGAAUUUAGAGUCAAAAUCCGUGGAAAAAGCCGAUCACACGAUAAUGGCUCAGGGAUUCCUCUCGAGUCGAACAUUCCUGCCACUGAAGGCGACACUCGCGGAAGCCGAAGCCUUCAUCAAGCAAGAUAUUUUACGGACACUCGCAGCUCGCAUUCAAAUCCUGGCCGAUUCACUUGUCGACACGAAAGUUACGGUCGGCGAGGUUGUCAUCAAUGAGCCGCCACGUCGCAUUUACUUCCCAAUCGCAGCGAAAGAUUCCCUUCUCUUUUCCGACUAUUUAUUCCCGAACGAGACGAUCGACACAAUUUCGCAGCAAAUUAAGCAGAAUCUUGAUGUUACGUUGAAACCGGACCAGAUUCAGCUGAAUGUCGAAGUUGUGUGUGAUAACCAGACGUCGCAGAAGGAGCACAAAUCGAAGGACGACAAGUCGGCAAAGGGACACCAACAAGCAGCGAGCGGGAAAAUUUAUUUUAUCAUGAUAAUCGUGGCGGUUCUCGUACUGAUUUUGUCAAUUAUUGCGCAUUUUUAUCUUAAUUAACGUUGAUUUUUUAUUUGAAAGUGAAGAAAAAAGAGAAAAAACAGGUUUAUGUUAAAUGUUGCUUUGUUGAAAUAAAUGUUUUAUAAUGAAAAUUAA